UGCACAUACACAAAUUAAUGAUAAUAUACUGUAUGGUGCUAUAAUUUAUACACAUAAUAACUCUAGCUUGAAUGAUUUUCAUGUCAGACCAUUUCCCGUGUCCCCAUCCAUAUCAAUAUUAAUUCGUUUCCGGCUCUAUAUGUGUGUAUAUAUAUAUAUAUAUAUAUAUAUAUGAGAGAGAGAGAGUCUUCUGAAUCACUAGCUCAAUAAUAUGGAUAGCUUGCUCUGUGAUGAGGUCUGGCUUUCUAGUCCUGCAACUCCCGAUCACCACAAUCAACCACGUUAUAGCCAUGGAGAGAACUACGCAGCUGCUUCCUCAUUCUACACAACCAAAGAAGACUGUGAGAAGGCCGUCUCUAUAUACCUGGAGAAGGAGUUCACUUGCAUGCCUGAACCCGGAUACGUAGAACAUCUUCGGACCAAAAAUCUGUUGUUUGCUAGGCUCAGAGCCAUUCAGUGGCUCAUCAAGUCUCGUGAAAGGCUCAGUCUCUCUUUUGAAACUGUCUUCAACGCUGCCAAUUACCUUGACCGAUUCAUGUCGAUGAAUCAGUGCCAUGGAUGGAAGUGUUGGAUGGUUGAAUUGCUGUGCGUGGCAUGCUUAUCAGUUGCAUCCAAAUUUACUGAGACACGUACUCCUUGCUUGCAUGAUAUUCAGAUGGAAGACCUGGAUCAUUCAUUCCAACCAAUCACUAUCCAGCGGAUGGAAUUGGUGCUGUUACGGGCUCUAGGUUGGCGCCUUGGCUCUACCACUGCAUAUUCUUAUGUAGAGCUGCUGAUGAUGGAAAUUGACUUCUUGAAAUCUUAUUCUUACCUACAAAAGGAUUUAGUUGCCUGCAGAAUCACUGAGCUGCUUCUUGGAGCUAUGCAAGAUUGCAGCAUGGUGGGAUUUCGACCAAGUAUAACCGCUAUAUCAGCUCUCUGGUGCAGUCUAGAGGAGUUCGUUCCAUCUAAAUCCGAUGCCCACCUUGCCCAUAUUAAAGGGUUGUUGAAUGCUCUAGAUCACAAGGAUGAUGUGGUGAUCAAAUGCCAUGGCAUCAUGGAAGCACAGUUAAUCAAUCCAGUGUACAACUUGCUAGCCUGUGGGAAGAAGCACUCCUACUGCUGUCCUUCAAGUCCUGUCACUGUUUUGCCCACGGAGCGGAUUGGCAUUUACGACUGCGAUGUUGAUCUCUCUUUCUUUAACGAUUCAGGAUCAAACAACAAGCAAGAAACAAGCAAAAAGAAGCGAAAGUGGCACGAGAAAUCAAUUAAGGAUGAUGGUUUCCAGAAACGAAUCAAGUAAUUGUUGAUUUGUGGAGUGUUUAGUGUUUGUUAAACCUUGAUUAGGGCAAACAAUGUUGCCGAUAGAAACAAGCCGAGAAAUUAAGGAUUGUUCUAACAACUCCAUCUUCCAUUCCUUUUAGUUUGGAAGGAUAUCAAGUGUACAUCAAGGUGGAGCUCAUUUCGAUCCAUGACUUACUAUUUUAUUUUUAUUUUCAUUUUAUUUAA
Molecule: messenger RNA, 1488 nt
Organism: Populus trichocarpa (black cottonwood)
Lineage: Eukaryota; Viridiplantae; Streptophyta; Magnoliopsida; Malpighiales; Salicaceae
Product: putative cyclin-D7-1
Exons: 6
Coding region: 212-1282 (356 amino acids)
Biological process (GO): regulation of cyclin-dependent protein serine/threonine kinase activity; mitotic cell cycle phase transition
Cellular component (GO): cyclin-dependent protein kinase holoenzyme complex; cytoplasm; nucleus
Molecular function (GO): cyclin-dependent protein serine/threonine kinase regulator activity
Source: RefSeq, a predicted model, not a curated record